Molecule: messenger RNA, 288 nt
Organism: Spirodela intermedia
Lineage: Eukaryota; Viridiplantae; Streptophyta; Magnoliopsida; Alismatales; Araceae
Source: the annotation of a GenBank genome assembly
AUGCUCUGUGAGGGUCUUUCCCUGGCCUUUUCCGGGGCGAGAGUAGCCCAACCGGACGGCGAUUUCCUCUUGAACCUUAUGGACAUCAAGUUCCUUGGAGACGGUGACCCAAAUCACCAGAUCGAAUUGACUGGAUCCCCUGUGGAGGAACUCGUUGUUGAUCGCCUUCAAUAGGGUCGUCUUCCCUAUUCCCCCCAUGCCGUAGAUCCCGAUGACUGGCGCUUCAUCGCCCUCCACGAGGCUGCGGAUCUCCGACAACGUCUCCUCCGCGCCCACGUUGUCGUAUAG